CUGAUUGAUAUUUUCCUUUAUUCUCAUUACUAGUCUACUUGAUAUCAUAUUGAUAGUGUAAGGAGAAAUUCUGUCUAGAUCACUAGUGGGACUUAAAGAGUUGAAGGGGUGUGAGAUGAGGAAAAAUGGUUCUUUUGCCACCAACAAUGGAACUUUAUUGAGAAUUUGUUUUCAUCUUCUCCAGAUUAACAUACAUACAUACAUAACACAUAAAGGACUGUGAAAGCCAUUGAAUAAUAUUGUUUCUAGCCUCACAAAAGAUACUUAAACUGACCCUCAAAGCAAUAUAGGUGAGGCAAAUCUAAUCUCUUCAUUUCCCUGUGAUGUAAUUGACGUACAUUUUUGUUUUGGAAAACAAAGUGAAAAAGGGAAAACGCGCUCUGCAAGUUUUUAUUUUAAAAAAAGGCAAAAGAAUGAAAGGUGAGAGGCAGAGCAUCCCAUUGUCGAUGAAAUUUUAUCAAUUGCAAGGGAGGAUGAGGUACCUCGCUCCUGUUAUCUGUUAAAUAUUUCGUUUUAACGUAGCAUGUAUUCAAAUUGUACCUCAGCUUUUAUUUACCUAUGAUAUUUAAUAUGUAAUUUAUCCAAUUUCUAUAAUUUUCAAUAUCAUUCAUGAGGAUUGGAAUCGUAAUUUCAACUACUAGGGUCUGCACUUGGCAUCGAAGAACUUUUUUAUGACUUGCGAGUCUACUAGGAAUCUACAGGGAAAAAUAGUUACACAUUGUUUCGAUUUGGUCAUUUGUAAACCGCUUUAGAGUUUUCGUUGCUAGCCUCUUGGUUUCACAUUCUCCGCUAUUUGCAUAAGUUUACUUAAGCUGGUAUUUAAAUUUUAGACAAGGGACGAAGCAUGCCGGCCUCUGUGAAUUCUGGCCCCUUGAUGACCCUUCAAGGAAUUCUGAAAGUUCUAGAAAUUGUAAGUUUUACGAUCAACGAAAUACGUUUAUCAAAAAUCCCUGUAUGAAGGCUGUGCGCGCUGGCAGUGGGGGAGGGGGGGGGAGUAAGCCGUACGGCCUUGUGAUAUGUGAGCUGAAAGAUAGAAAAAGGAGGAAAAAGACAAUCCCACUUAGUGAAUAAUUACAGAUACCAAAAUUUAUGAACGAUACAAGUUUAUCAAAUGCAAUUCUUUUAAUUCGUUUGAAAGGUUUAUUUUUUUUAGAAAAACCAUGCAUAAAAAGACAAGUGGAAUGUGAAGAAGAUAGAAAAUGAGAAAAAGUGAGAGGGACUGGACAGAGUAAGGUAGAAGAAUGGAUGAGAACCAAAUGAAGAAACUGAGGGACAAGUCAUUAUUUGUCACGGGGGGAGAGGGGGGGGAGUGGGAAAGGCAUUGGGGGGCUUUGGGGGAUCACAUGGUAUCGGGGGAACAAAGGAGGAUAAGUAGUCGUUAACAACGUUUAGAGGAGGGGAGGGCGAUUAUUAUGACUAGUGCUUAUUUAAAAAAAUGAGGAUUUCUGGCUCUCAUAUUUUUCAUUUUAUUUUUAAAUGAUAUGAACAGGGUGUUAAUUUGGAGGACGGUGAGGGAUCACAUGAUUUUCAGGGGGGAAAGAGGGGAUCAGUAGUCGUUAACAGAGUAUAAAGCGGGAGAUUGUAAUGACUGAUCACUAUUUACAAAAAUGAGGAUACUGGCUCACAUAUAUUUCUAUUUUAACUGAUGUUAACAGGGUUCCAUUUGCGUGGCGUUUUCUUGCCUGGCUGAAUUUGACCAAAAAUAUGCUCUCUUUUGGUAUGAGGAGUAUCGAUCGCGGUUUGACUUCUUCAUGGCGGUGUUUGCUACAGGCUGGAUCGUCGUCUUGUGCGUGUUUCUGACAUUCAUUUUUAUAUCGGAAGGGAAUAUAACAACUGGAAAGAACUGGGAUAUUCUGGUGAGUAUAUCAGUACCGUUGAUUUGGAUCGAAAGUGACUGGAAUUUUUUUUGAGAAGUAUCUAAAUUUGACUGAGAAAAAGCCAGCUAGGAAUGACCCUUGAUUGUUUUUACAGUAGAAUCAUGAUAACUUGCCAGCAGGCAACGAAGCGAAGGGUCUGGCGAGAAAAUUUCAUACCCCUCACAGAAAUCGCUUAUGCUCACUUGGCUCCCCCUGCUGGCUUUUCGCGGGCUUCGCUGUUUGUGCAACAGCACUAAUGAAACCUACUCGCAAGAUAGAAUCUCUAUUUCUUAAAUCCAGGUUUCUUUGAAACUCCAAAUAAUUUGAAUAAUUUCCCGUUCUUCUGAUUUAUCCUCCAUGCAGCUCCUAGUGUUCUACAUUGUGUUUGUGAUGCUGUUUUUAAUCUCCUCCUCUCUCAUUGCGGACAUUUUGAGGGACAUGUACAGUGCCAAUUGGCACAAAAUUCCUCAUCGCAUGAGCUCCACCCACGUUCUGACUGUUUCUGUGGUAAGUGCAUGCAAAAAAUGCCAGUACUAGAUAGGGGAAGGGGGUAUUCUCGACAUAAAUAUGACCGCCGGGGGUGAUCCCACCUCCUUGAAAAAAAUUGACUUGGGCAACUUAAUUACCAUAACCAACAAUCGAACGUGGACCUUGUCAUGAGGAAGUUAGCGCGCUGGCAGUUUAACCACCGUUUCUGUCUCUACUUCAUUGAUUUAAGGUACUUAAUUUGCCAUAUCUCAGCGUAGAUGCUGUGGCAAUCGUUUGAACCCAGUAUCUUGCUCUGCAGCUCAGUCGCGAUUAGACUGUUCUUGUUUAGUUAGUCUCUAAGUUGAUCCGAUUGCAACUCUGUUUAGACAUACGAGAACAUAAAUAUCUCAUUUCAUCAAUGUUUGAAAUUCAUCCUAUAAUAGCUUCAGUUCCUACUUUUUCAUUCAUUAUCUCUAUUUCCUUUUUUUCUCCAGUGUUGUGGCUUUGUUUCGGCGGCUCUGUUUCUUAUGGAUUCCGCGAUUCUGUAUACGAAAAUCAACGGCCGGCCUGACGAUGAAACCUUGCCUGACCCUAACCCUAGAUUUUACUUAGAUUAGAUUUAAUUAAACCAGAGCAGUUAGUAGAACGUAUAUGUCAUGUGAUACUCACAUGCAUCCCUUUUAAAGUGCAUUGGAGGAGAUGCAAUGCCGGGGAAAGGUGUUGGCAGAAAAACUCCAACAAGAAUCUUUUCAACAAUACUCCUGCGCGUCAUGAUCCUGUUUCUACAUCCUUAACCUUAAUGGGCCAUUUCCGAAUCAACUUUUGCCUCUUUUUCAAAACAAGACCUGGUGCUCAACCAUUCGUAUGAAAAAUGAGUUUAAUUUACAUCUGAAUGAGAAUCUUAUAGUUAUAUAAAAACAGAUCAGCACCAGGACUUGCUUUGAUAAAGAGGCUAAGGGUAAGUCGGAAAUUAGCUAUUCUUUAUUAUCAGACUCUCAAUAAAAAAAUAUUUUGUGAUCUUUUCUAAAACGACCCUGAAUCUGCUAUAUAAUGAACUUUUUUUUGUAUCCCAAAUGAAUCAAGAGGUCAACAGAUUUCCCUGCGACUGUGAUUAUAUGACAAUCAUGUAUGUGAACAGCGGUUGAAGAAGUUAAAUGAAUAUGAUGGAGAUCUUUGCCUUUUUUUCACUAUAACUCAAGAAAGUUGAUUACAGCGAAUAUCGUUGUCAUAUUCACAUUUUCCUGUUUCAUAAUUUUCUUGAUCCGACCCAUUCCUCAGAAUAGCGCCAAAUUUUCACGGCCAAAUUAGUUUGUUGUCUCGUGAUAUCAGUGUGCCCGUGGCAUUUAUAAUGGGCUACAUUAAUCAAUGGAAUCAUUAUUAGUGUCAGUAGACGUUGCCUUAAGCUAAACGGAGA
Molecule: messenger RNA, 3738 nt
Organism: Pocillopora meandrina
Lineage: Eukaryota; Metazoa; Cnidaria; Anthozoa; Scleractinia; Pocilloporidae
Source: the annotation of a GenBank genome assembly